This is a messenger RNA of Malassezia restricta, 4710 nucleotides long. RefSeq names its product golgi-specific brefeldin A-resistance guanine nucleotide exchange factor 1. NCBI's taxonomy places the organism in Eukaryota, Fungi, Basidiomycota, Malasseziomycetes, Malasseziales, Malasseziaceae. The coding region runs from base 1 to 4710 and encodes 1569 amino acids. The transcript has a single exon. Gene Ontology annotation, molecular function: guanyl-nucleotide exchange factor activity. The record is from RefSeq and is a predicted model, not a curated record. Gene Ontology annotation, biological process: regulation of ARF protein signal transduction.
AUGCGUGGCGUGCAGGAGGGUGCGGUCGGUGCGCGCGCGCCUCAGAGAUGCACAUCGCAGAAGCGUUUAGUCCUGCGUUAUAUUAAUGCAGUGACUUCGGCGAUGAGGACGAGUCCGCGAUGGUCGCAGGCGGCUGGCGCACCGAACGCCGUCCUGAGCUCGGCCACCACGAGUACUAUGGCGCUGAGUCUUACGCGCGCAGCGCAGAUGCUCGCUCGGUCUGAGCUAUCUCUACAGGAAAAGGAGCAGGAUGAUUUGAAAGAGGAUGCGCGCUCAGAGCCUGCGAGUGUCGGCCUGUUGGGCGGCUUUACUGUGCUAUGUGCUCAGCUUCGCAUGGUAUCAGAUGUGGCCGAGAUUCCGCUGCCUACUUUGUUAUCGCACUUUAUCGGUGUGAUCCUCAGCCCGAGAACGACAGGCGCAGUCACGCAAGUGGCGCUGGAAGCAGUGGCGGCGUUCCUGGACGGUGGCCUGUUCCGCACGUCGAGUAUCGGACUGGAGCAGGCUGUGCAGGAAGUGGCGCAUGCGACCUCUCACUGCCGCUUUGAGCCAUCGGAUGCAGGGAAAGAUGAGGUGGUGCUGCUGGCGAUUCUUGAUGUUAUGUAUGCGCUGGUCCGCGGCCGCGCAGUGCGCGACGACGACGACGCUAACAGGGAGGGGAAGCCGUUUGUUGAUAUGCUCGGCGACGAAAGCGUGUGUGAGCUCAUGGAGACGUGUUUGAGCAUGGGCUGCCAGACGCGACUUAGUUCCGCGCUGCGGCGGACGGCCGAGCGCAAGAUGCAAGGUAUGAUCCGAGAGGUAUUCUCGCGUCUGCAGACCAUGCCACUCCAGGCUGACGAAGCGUACACGGAGACGGGGCGUCCGCAGGAGCCAGACGUGGCAACCCUGAUGGCAGACCGCGUUGGUGCUGACGCCGAAGACGACAAGCAACUGCGGAUGGCGACGCCCGAUCCCAAAAGUCGCUCCAUCCCUGCAGCAGGGGGUGGGACAGAGCCUGAGGAAGAGCCGCUCAGGAACGAGCAGGAGGAAUCAGAGCCUCCGGGCGAAGCCCAAGGAGAGCCGAAUAUGGACGAGCAGAGAGACAAAGAGGCUUUGGACAAGCCCGCCGACCCAGCGCCCGAGCCGCGAGAGCCGUUCGAUGCCCAUCACCACGCGCCCACGCCCGGGGCAUCCAACGCGGACGAGGUGCGCACAUCGACCGAUGUGGACCGACGUAUGCGAUCAGCCGAACCUGUGGUGCCGUUUGGCAUGCCAGCGCUCAAAGAGAUUCUGCGCGUCCUUAUUUCGCUGCUGGACCCCGGCAGUGUGCGGCACACCAUGACUAUGCGCCUGCUGGGUCUGUCACUGCUGGGCAGCGUGCUGGACACGCAUGGUGCAUGGCUUGCGCGCUUUCCAUCGCUGCGAGCCCUCCUGGGCGACUCUGCGUGCCGCUACCUCUUCCAGCUUGCGAAUAGUGAGUAUGGUCCGCUAGUCGCACACAGUCUGCGUGUGUUGCAUGUGCUGUUUGUCGAGCUUCGUGGGCACCUCAAGAUGCAGCAGGAACUGCUUCUUCAGUUCUAUGUGCAGCAGCUUCGAUCAGCUCAGACGUUGGUGGACAAGCCGUGGUCGGACGAAGAAAGCCAGCCCGAAUCUCCCCCGGUCCUCGCCUCCUUCCACGCGAGCGCCUCGGGUGAGCAACGCGAGCUGUUUACCGAGGCCUUGUGCCACCACCUUGCGGGCGACGACGACGCCGCGGAUCCGUUUGUGGUACUGUGGCGCAACUACGAUUGCGAUAUGGACUGCGCGAAUUUGUACGAUCAUGUCACUCAGUUUUUGUGUCGCGCUAUUUUUGCGCAGCCGAUGCCUGGUGCAGCGGCGAUGGCGCCGCGCACUUCGCCGUCCGGGUUGCAGCUCGUGGCACUCGACAUGGUCUUGGGCAUGGUCGAGCGCAUGGCAGCGCGGCACGAGUCCGGCGGCACGGACGAGUCGGGGCUGCCGAGCACACUGCGUAUGCAACGCGAGCGCAAAGCGCUCCUGGCCGCUGGCGCGGCGGCAUUCAAUCAUAAGCCGAAGGACGGCAUUGCUUUUCUUGCGCAGCAGGCGCUGCUUGCGCCGAGUGGUCGCGAGCGAGCGCGCAGCAUUGCGCGCUUCCUAAAAGACUCGCCGCUGGUGGACAAGCGUCUGCUGGGUGACUACAUUUCGCGUGCAGAGAAUGUGGAUGUCUUGGCCGAGUAUAUGGACAUGUUCGACUUUGGCGAAUGCGACGUGGCCGAGGCUAUGCGCGCGCUCUGUGAGGCCUUCCGGCUGCCUGGGGAGGCGCAGCAGAUUGCGCGCAUCACCGAGACGUUCGCGCGCAAGUACUUUGCGUCCAAGCCGCCCGGGAUCCGGAGUGAGGACGCUGUCUACGUCCUAGCCUACAGUAUUAUCAUGCUCAAUACAGACUUGCACAACCCACAAGUGACGCGUCGUAUGACGACGGCCGACUACCAGCGCAAUUUGCGUGGUGUGAACGAUGGCGCCGACUUUGAUCAGGCGUACCUGGCGGCGAUCUACGACGGCAUCCGACGUCGCGAGAUUGUGAUGCCGGAAGAACACGCUGGCCAACUGGGCUUUGACUACGCGUGGAAAGAGCUGCUGCGUCGUGCGCGUGCCGGCAAUACGUUGCAUCUGUACACGGGCGCGGCUCUGGAUGCCGACAUGUUCCGGCACAGCUGGCGCCCCUUUGUGGCCAGUAUCGUGCAUGCAUUUUCGACGCUGCAGGACGAGCACCUGCUGCACCGCGUCAUUGCAGGAUGCCGGCAGUGCGUUGUGUUGGCGCGGGCUUAUGACGUGCCGGGCGUGCUGGACUACAUGGUCGAGCACCUCGCGUCCGCGACGGGUUUGAUGCCAGGCACCGAGCUGGACGAUGCACGCACCGAUGCCGUCGUCGAGCAUGACGGCACACGCCUCACUGUCUCGCCACUGAGUGUGGCUUUCGGCAGCCAGUUCAAGCAGCAGCUCGCGGCCGUGGUGCUAUUUACUAUCGCCCAUGGCAGCGGUGCCUCAUUGCGCUCGGGAUGGUCCAGUCUGCUGGCCUGCAUCGAGACGCUCCUGGUGCAUGGCCUGCUGCCACGCGGCACGGCGCAGAUGUAUGUGGCGCGCGACACGUAUGCGCCGAUUCCCCUCACGGGCAAGGGUGCGAUGACCGCCAGUACAGCUCCUGCCACAGCGGCCGCGGGCGGCCUCUUUUCCACGCUCUCGAGCUACUUUCUGUCGCCGUAUCCCGCUGCCUCCGAGCCUAUGCACGUCAGCGACGCGGAUCUUGAAAGCACGCUGUGUGCGCUUGACUGCCUUGCGUCGUGCAAGAUCCAUCAGAUGCACUCACACAUCGCCGAGCUGCCAGACGACGCACUCGCCGCGUACGUCGCUGCCGUGUAUGAGCGAUUGGGCGCCUCGGCGCGGCUGCGUCCCGAUUACAGCCCCGUGCCCGUGUUCUGGCUGGAGCAGUUGACCACGCUGGUAUGCACGCGCCCUGCGUGUGUCUCGCAGCAGCAGGCGCUGGAUGUGCACCUUGCGCGGAUCAAAGAGGCGCCGCAUACGCCGCCGACGGAACUCGAGAGGGCCACGUUGGGCGCGAUGCGGAUCGCUGCCGCUACGGACCACGUGCAUGAUGCGCUCAUGGCCGUCCUCGAUGCCCUGCGCAGCGUGCCGAGUACCUUGCAUGCCACCGUAAGUGCCGCGUUCCUGACGGGCCUCGUCACGAUCAUCGAGCGCGGCAUGCCGCCCGUCUCUGACGACGAGUGGCGAACGCUUCUGCAUCUGGUGACGUCGUAUGCACGCGUGCGCCGGGCGGCGACGGCGCGUGCGGCGCUGGAGCUUGUCGUGCAUAUGGUGCCGCAGCACGUCCAGCCCGUGACGUACGCGGCCCUCGUCGAGCUCGUACGCGAGACGCUGUCGGACGCGGAUCGCGCGAUGUGGCACGGCGAAGACCACGCGCCGCGCCGUACCCUGACAGAGAAGCGCGAGCUCAGCGACUGGAUGGCGGCUGUGCACGCCGCGAGCCCGGCCGCCCUCGAGGCUCUCGCGCGCGUUCGGACCCAGAUCCCCUCGAUGGUGGCCCCUGCGACGUGGCCCGAGUACUGGCUGCCCCUCGUGACGGCAUUCGCACAGCCAUGCGUCAGUGUGCAUGCCCCGACGCGUCACGCCGCCGUCUCGCACCUCCCGUACGUGGUCCUCGCACCCGAGAUGCACCAGCACAUCGAUCCCGCGCACCUCGCUCCCCACAUGGAGGCCAUGUUUGGGCACAUCCUGCUGCCUCUCCUCGAGACGCUCAUGGCACCCGAGACGACGCGGGCCGAUACGCCCGACAAAACGCCGCCGACCAUCGCCGAGACACGCGCCCUCGUGUGCCUCCUUGUGAUCCGCGCAUGGGUCCGCAAUGUAGGCACCUUGAUGGACGGCGUGCCGAACGACUUGGAGAAACCGGCCGCCGCUCGUGUGCUGCGCCUGUGGAUCGGUGUGGUGCACGCCACGGCCAAGCUGCUGCGCACGCCGCAGCCCCACAGCGAGGCGAUCGACGAGCAGCUCAAGAACAUGGUGCUGGUGAUGCACACGGCCGGCCACCUGGUCGAGGGCCCACCAGGCUCGCUCCGCCGCGCCCUGUGGGUCGAGACGUGGCGCCGCAUCGAUCCUAUCCGACCAGACCUGCGUGCAUCGCUGCAGCAGCCGACCGCACCGACCGACAAGGGAACAUAG